AUGAUCAUCGGUGGCGGCAUGGCUUACACUUUCCUGAAGAUCAAGGACAGCAUGUCCAUCGGAACCUCCCUCUACGAUGAGGAAGGCGCCAAGAUCGUCCCUGAGAUCCUGGCCAAGGCGGAGAAGCUCGGUGUGGAGAUCAUCCUCCCCGUGGACUUCACCUGCUCCUCCAAGUUUGGCGAGGAUGGUGAGAUCAAGGAAGGUGUGACCAAGGAGACUGGCAUCCCUGAUGGCUUCAUGGGCCUGGACUGCGGCCCAAAGUCCGUGGAGUUGAAUGCCAAGGCCGUGGCCGAGUCCAAGACCAUCAUCUGGAACGGCCCGAUGGGCGUCUUCGAGAUGUCGAAGUUCGAGAUUGGCACAAAGAAGCUCAUGGACGCAGUGGUCGAGGCAACCGGCGCAGGUGUGAUUACUGUCAUCGGCGGUGGCGACACGGCCACUGCAUGCAAGAAGUACGGCACAGAGGACAAGGUCACUCACUGCAGCACUGGCGGCGGCGCUUCUCUCGAGCUCCUUGAGGGUAAGGAGUUGCCAG
Messenger RNA from Symbiodinium sp. CCMP2456, 532 nucleotides. The record is from the annotation of a GenBank genome assembly. NCBI's taxonomy places the organism in Eukaryota, Dinophyceae, Suessiales, Symbiodiniaceae.